AGUGAUGACGGUACGGGUUAGUGCUGCAGACGACACGGCGACGCAUUAUUGGACAUGGUCCCGGUGUGAUGGAUACUGAUCUCUAAGAACUAUUUACCAGUGACACAACGAUUUGCAACGACAACCUAUAACUAACUCGUAAAUGGUGCUUGUAAUUAUUCAAGUGUAAACAGUUUGAUCUUGUAAGAUGCCGGGCAAAGUUAAAGUUCGUGUAGUGGCAGGUAGGAAUUUACCUGUGAUGGACCGCUCCUCAGACACUACUGACGCUUAUGUGGAAGUGAAACUUGGUACUAUCACCUACAAAACUGAGGUAUAUAGAAAAAGCCUUAACCCACAGUGGAAUUCAGAGUGGUUUAGAUUUGAGGUAGAUGAUCAAGAACUCCAGGAUGAACCAUUACAGAUUCGUCUUAUGGAUCAUGACACAUAUUCAGCCAAUGAUGCCAUUGGCAAAGUUUAUAUAGACCUAAACCCUCUUUUGCUGCCUCCACCUACUCCCCCACAUUCUCAGCGACCACAUGAUCCGUCACAGCCAGGAACGGCUGUCAUGUCUGGAUGGUUGCCUGUCUAUGACACUAUGCAUGGUAUUCGUGGUGAGGUGAACAUUCUUGUUAAAGUUGAUCUUUUCUCGGACUUUAACAAGUUUCGCCAGUCAUCAUGUGGCGUGCAGUUCUUCUUUACUCCAGAGAUUCCUGCUGGAUACAGAUGUCAGAAUAUUGUUGGAUUUGUUGAAGAGUUGGUGGUGAAUGAUGAUCCAGAGUAUCAGUGGAUAGACAAGAUUCGCACUCCUCGUGCUAGUAACGAAGCACGUCAGACCCUUUUUUCUAAACUCUCGGGGGAACUCCAACGUCGAAUUGGACUGAAGGUUCUGGAACUUGGUGGAAAUGCUGUUAUUGGUUAUCGUCAGUAUUUUGAUUUAGAGGGUGAGACAGGCAUAGUAGUUCGUGGCUUGGGGUCGGCAGUAACAUUAGUUCGACUUCAUUAUGAGUCCAGCACAACAGGAGGAACCACGCAUUCACCAUCACCCCUGCGAGAGAUAACAGCUCAAAGAGAUGUGGAAGAUGAGUUAGUGCUCGAAAAUAUGUAUGUUCUUGCUCCUAACUCUGACAGGCCCAUGCCCAUCUCUGUAGUCCACAUACCCAAGAAACUCUCCUCAGACUCGGCUCCUCCCUCUUGCUUAUGGUCUCUCACCUCCCCACAGUAUGGGAGUUCAAGCCCAAGUUUUUCAUCACAUGUUCCCUCAUGUCAUCCACCCCAGUGGCUUGACCUGAUGAUAAACCCAGUUGCAGAACAGAGUAAGCCUCUUCCAGGACAGCUGGCUCUAACCAGUGCAAAACGAAUGAUACGUGGAUUGCCACUAGUAAGACGGAAACGCAGUGCCACAAUUACUCAGCACCCUCCCGUUUACCUUCAACGUAAUUCAUCUCUUCCUCAUGGGUCAAUGCAUCAGCCUUAUCACAGUUUAGGCCAUUCCAAGCCUCACAAAUUAAGAGGUCCAUGGUCAGUACAAGGUUCACACUGUGGACACCAAAGUACUUCCCAUGGCAGGUCAAGUUUACCCUCUGGUAAUCAGGACAGCAUAGAGUCACUUAGAGCAGGGUUACGCAAGACAGCUCAGCGAAUGAUGAGAUUUAAAGGGGGACUUGAAAAAUCACAGAGUUUUGAUGUUAGCAAUAGACACUAUUGCAAGACACCACAUGCUGGUAAAGGACCCAGUCUGAAGACCAGCUCUAAAGUUCAUAGUCCCAUGGGACGACUGCUUGGUAGAGGUUACCAGAAAAUCAAGCCUUCAAUAGGCAGUAGGGAGACCCAUGGUUCUGUUACCUCUCCAGAAGAGUCUAUUGAGGAUUGGGAUCUUGAUUCACCAGACAUUGUAGAAGUCAUAGGACUGGAAGAUGAUGAUACCAUACAGUAUUCUGAUGAUGAGGAAAUAGAGCAUGAGGUGACAAGUAUAGAAUAUUCCUACAAGACAAUUUCCACAGCUUUUUCAGAUCCAACUUUGAACAAGAGUAUUUAUGCCAAACGUCAGUUGAAUCGACCCCUUGAUUCCUCGGUCCCAAUUCAAUAUAUCUCAUCUGACGAGGACACUUGUAGCUCAGAGCCCAUAUCCUCAGACUUCAGUAGUCCAGAACAUGAGAUCAAGGUUCCUUCAAGUGGGCAGAAAUUUUUUAUAAGUGAAGAGGAAAUUACAUCACAGAGUUCUCUUGAAAGUCAUUUCACAGGUCCUGUGGAUGUGAAUGACCUACAACAAAUCUCAGAACACUCUGCUAGUGAUAGUCUCCUUGCUUGUACCGAGCUUGUGGAGGACAAUCUUGGGACAUGUGAAGCCACAGCUUCACAACCUCGCAUCAAGAGUUAUUCCUUUGGAGGAAGUGAAAGACAAAAAUUAUUGUUGAAAUCUGGUGAAAGGUAUGGAGACUUGCACUUAAUUACAGAUUCUUCUAAUACUGCAUUGCUAACAUUUGAAGAGCAGAAAGGAAAAGACAAUUUACAAACCACAGGUGUAGUAAACUCGGAAAUACUUAGUAGAUAUGAUACGAAUGUAUCACAUGAAGAUGAAAAAGAGCAGAAUAUUUCACAGGUAGAAUUAAAGAGUUUGUCACCUGAAACCCUUAGAAAUAUUGAUUACGCAAAGAGACAAAUGAAUUUGGAUAUACAUUUACCAUAUAAGCCAGCCAUUGGUGAAUUGCAGGUUACCUCAGCCCCUCCAGCAAUUGCAGUUAUACCUUCUACUCCGGUCUUACCAACAAAAUCUCGGAAUUCAGCCAUGCAAACCCACACAGGUGCUGAUCUUUGUCAUAUGCAUGAAUUUUCAUGUUUAUCUGAGACUAACACUGAUUUUUCUUCUAAUAAUGACACUGAACAUAGUAAUGGCAGAGAUAAUACAUUAUCAACUGUGUCAUCAUCCUCAAUUGGUUUUAAUGCACUGUCUGUAUUUAAUUCAAAUAUCUGUAAUUCAACCUUUUCCUCAUCUUAUUUGUCUUUACCGUGUCAUUCCACAUCAGAUGCAGCGCUCCCUCUCAUCCCCUCAUCUUUUACUUCCCCAAAUUUAACAUCCCUUUCACAUUCUUCUACUUCUUCCAAUUUAUUAUCCUAUGUUUCUUCUUCCGUUCCUGAGUUUCCAUGUGUAACUAGCAGUCUAAGCAUGAGUAGUGACUUGCUUCAGUGUGCUUUAGAUGUAGCAGCUAAAUGUCCCUCCCAUCCUGUGUACAUCUCUAGCCUAGACAUGCUAGUGGAGGCCCGGCCUGGCUCAGCAUCGAUGGUAGGCUCUCCCAAGCGCUCGUCUCGUAGUCGCCAUACUAGUGGCUGUAACCUCAUGUCCAGGAGCCCGUUACCCACUGAUGCUGAUGGUUCCAAGAGUGAGAGUGGUGUAGGAGGAUGUGCAACAGUGAGUGGAACCACAGCUUCAACAAAUGGGGGAGCAACCACGCACUCUCCAACUCAUUCAGGCAAACUGGCUAGUCCUGCCCCUACUCCAGGAGUCUCCAUAAAUCGAAGGUCAUCAGAAUCGGAUCUCUCCAUUACUCCCAAAGGGGGCAGUCUGGCAGGGAGUGGCGGCUCAUCUGGUGGUGGUAUUGUAGGGAAAGGCGGAACACUUACAGGAGUUCACCGCCCCAUCAUGACUCAGGAAUCAUUUGACAUGCUUGAAUAUCCUUUCCUUACAAUGAAAACUUUCCCAAUUGGGUUUAUUCUACAUCUUGGUGGAACUGUUAGUGCCCGGUCGGUAAAGCUCUUGGACCGCCCCCACACCCCAGAAGAGGUGGAAACCCGUGAUAAUUGGUGGACACAACUCAGGAUGGAGAUUCGUUCUCACGCUCGUGCCCUGGCUUGCAACGUUGUACUUGGAUAUGAGGAAUUCACCACUAUUAGUGAUGAGGUGUGUGUGCUGAAUGCAACUGGCACAGCAGCAGUAAUCAGCCUACAUUACCUGGAUACUGAUACUAGUGGAGGUAUGCCAGGAAUUUCCAGGUCCCUGCGAGACCCCAUGACACUCUCACUUGACCGUAAGGACUUUGAGCAGCAACAAGGUCAACAAAAUCAACAGUCAGGGAAAUCAUCUUGCAAGGAUGGACACACAGGCUCACAAGCCUGCAUGAGUCGCAGUCACCCUUGUAUUGAAGAUGGAUUUUCUGGUGAAGGUGGUAGUGCUCCCUCUCAACCUCCUCCACCCACAUCAUCAAGUGCUGCUCCAAACAACCCAGUGCCAGUGUCUUCUCCUCUCUGUGCCAUGUGCCAUGUACCAUAUUCUGAAACGUCACUGCCAUUUCGUGUCAAGAUUUCAAAGUGUGCAGUUUGCAGAAAAGGGAAGGUUCCUGAUGUAAUCUUCACCACAUUGGAGCCACCUGUAGGGAUAUCUAUUACAGGAAAAGGAUGUUUAAUCCAAGCAAGAGUAGCUCGUUCCAAGCGAGAUCUAAAGGGAGAACUUAAUGCUAAAGAGAUAUCUGAUUCUCUUCCAUUCUUGGAGUACGAGUUACACAAGCAGCUCAUCAAUAAAUUGAAGAUCAAGGGAAUGAAUGCACUCUUUGGACUGCGAGUACGGGUAACUGUUGGAGAGCGUCUCAUUGUGGGUGUAGCCACAGCAACAGCUGUAUUCCUCUCUGCUCUUCAACCACCACCUGUCCCAAGAGUGACUUCUGCUAGCAGUGGCCGGGAAGAUGAAAGACAUAGAGCUGAAGUUCAGAAACUCCUCCUCACUACAAUUGCUCGGAACAAGGAAUUCUACGGCACUAAACACAUGAUCUCGGAUGUACUGGUGGAUGAGAUGAAUGGUGCUCGAGGGUCAGACACUGAAGAUUCAGAAGAUGAUCUUCCGGAGAUUGAUUUAUCAUCAGGCAACAAAGAUACUUCAGUUUUAGAGUUGGAUGAUAUGGAGGAUGCAGAGAUGAUAGGGCUUCUUGUUGAGGACUGUCCACCAGCUCAGUUGGCAGCAGUAACCACGCAAGUGCCUCCAGGUGUAUCGAAGGACAGCAUAGUGACCAACCUCCAAAUGUUCACACGAGUGUGGAGAACUAAGGUGCCAGCAACACUCAAUCAUAAUUUCUUCAACCAGUACUUUGAUAAACUACUCCAGAGUGUGUACUUCAAAGUGCGCAAACUGGCGCCAUGUAUUAUAGCAGGAUUACAGGUGAAUGUAGAGUUACCAGAAGAGGACGAGUUGCAAAUUAGUCUCUUUGGAAUGGUUCUGGGGCAAGGCUUCCCUGCACCUUCUCAGUCUCAGGCUGUCACCUCUAGUACCAUGAGUCAAGUUGGUCAGUCUGAUAUCCCACUUAAGAAGGCUAAACAAGAUGAUGGUGAAAUGAUAUUUAAAAUGGAAGAGUUAAUUCCAUCAGGAGAAGAUAAUACAAAACCAAGGUUAUCUCAACAGCAAGAAAAUCAACAACCACCACAUCCUCCACACCCAAUAGUUUCCAAACAGUCCGCCUUGUCAAUAACUCCAGUACCAUCAGUGCCAUCUAUACCUUCAACAGCAUCAAUCAGUUCAUCUGCCUCCUCUGCUAGAUCAUCCACAAGGUCCAGGAAUGAUCCAAAAUACUUAAACUACCAUUUUUCCCCAAGAGAGAGGUAUGGUGUGGAAAUCACCCCACUCUCCUACAUCCCCGGUGCCCGUAUAGACUGCCAUUUGGGAAACUUAAAUUUCUUCUUUAUUAGGGAAUCUACCAGUAUUAAAGAGAGCGGUGGCCUGAGUGGCUUUAUGGGGAGUUUUGUGACGGAAGUUCUGGCUCUUGUGCGUGCUCACGUUGCAGCUUUGGGAGGCAAUGCUAUGAUUGCAUACUUUAUGUCAGAAUGUGUUCUCCUACAUAAUCCUUAUAAGAAUCAGGGUCAAUGUUUGAUUAAUGUGGGAGGUGACGUAGUACAGGUACAGUACACUGCAGGGUCUUCACUACAUGAUGGCUCUGCUGAGGAGUAACAGUUCAACAAACUUCACUUGGUACAAAUAUAUCUUUUAUGGUAGAUAGAGAAAUGAUCUUUUCUUUUUACACUUACUGGCAAUUUGAUAAAUCUCAUAAAGUUAUCCAAGAAUGGAAUAUUUUGUGUUAUGCAAUGUUAGGAGAACAAAACUUUCCUGCUUUUGGUUUGGAUGAAGAAGUGUUUAAUAAUAAACUUGACGUGAAUUGUAAUACAGUCAACCCUCACUUUACGCGAUUAAUACAACCCACAGGGUACCGCGGAAAGUGAGAAACGCGUAAAGUGAACAACAUAACAUAUGGGAUUAAUUGAAAUA
This is a messenger RNA of Homarus americanus (American lobster), 6220 nucleotides long. Its product is annotated as C2 domain-containing protein 5-like. The record is from RefSeq and is a predicted model, not a curated record. Gene Ontology annotation, biological process: protein localization to plasma membrane; positive regulation of protein targeting to membrane; positive regulation of D-glucose transmembrane transport. Gene Ontology annotation, molecular function: calcium-dependent phospholipid binding; calcium ion binding. NCBI's taxonomy places the organism in Eukaryota, Metazoa, Arthropoda, Malacostraca, Decapoda, Nephropidae. Gene Ontology annotation, cellular component: plasma membrane. The coding region runs from base 188 to 5905 and encodes 1905 amino acids. The transcript has 21 exons.